AUGAAACACACUUCAUCCGAAGCAGUUCCUUCUCUAUCAUCCGCACCUUCCUUCACGGACCAAUCACAGCCCGCCACGUCAUCAUCCUCUUCCGCGGCGGCGGCGGAGGACCUCACAAUAGCCUCUCGCGACGGGGGAAGCGCUCAGGAGGUGGUGGUUGUGGAUCGGAAAAACGAGUACUCCGCCGUAUGUAGAUGGACGGUGAACAAUUUCCCCAAAGUGAAAGCUAGGGCACUGUGGAGCAAGUACUUUGAGGUAGGUGGUUACGAUUGCCGUCUGUUGAUAUACCCUAAGGGUGAUUCACAGGCUUUGCCUGGUUAUAUUUCCGUUUAUCUUCAAAUCAUGGACCCUCGCGGAACUUCUUCUUCCAAAUGGGACUGUUUCGCGAGCUAUCGUUUGGCAUUUGUGAAUGUUGUUGAUGAUUCGAAAACCGUUCAUCGUGAUUCUUGGCAUAGGUUUACUGCUAAGAAGAAAUCGCAUGGUUGGUGUGAUUUUACGCCUGCUUCUACUAUUUUUGAUCCGAAAUUGGGGUAUAUGUUUAGUAAUGAUUCUGUGUUGAUAACUGCUGAUAUUCUUAUUCUUAAUGAGUCGGUUAGUUUUAGCCGUGAUAAUAAUGAGGUGCAGUCUUCGGCUCUGUCUUCGUCCUCGUUGGUGUCUUCGUCGGUAGUUGCUGGUCCUGUUUCUGAUGUUUUGAGUGGGAAGUUCACGUGGAAGGUUCAUAAUUUUAGUUUGUUUAAGGAUAUGAUUAAGACACAGAAGAUAAUGAGUCCGGUUUUCCCUGCUGGGGAGUGUAAUUUGAGGAUUAGUGUGUAUCAGAGUUCGGUUAAUGGUGUUGAUUAUCUUUCGAUGUGUUUGGAGAGUAAGGAUACAGAUAAGAAUGUUGUGUUGUCUGAUAGGAGUUGCUGGUGUUUGUUUAGAAUGUCGGUUUUGAAUCAGAAGCCUGCUACGAAUCACAUGCAUAGGGAUUCUUAUGGUCGCUUUGCGGCUGAUAAUAAGAGUGGUGACAAUACUAGCUUGGGUUGGAAUGAUUAUAUGAAGAUGUCUGAUUUCGUUGGGACGGAUUCAGGGUUUGUGGUGGAUGACACUGCAGUUUUUAGUACCUCGUUUCAUGUGAUCAAGGAGUUUAGCAGCUUCUCCAAGAAUGGGGCUGUCAUUGGUGGGAGAAGUGGAGGUGGUGCCAGGAAGUCAGAUGGUCACAUUGGAAAGUUCACUUGGAGGAUUGAGAAUUUCACAAGGUUGAAGGAUUUACUGAAAAAGAGGAAAAUUACGGGUCUUUGCAUUAAGAGUAGGAGGUUUCAGAUUGGUAAUAGGGACUGUCGUCUUAUUGUUUAUCCCCGAGGGCAGUCUCAGCCACCGUGCCACCUUUCAGUGUUUCUUGAAGUUACGGAUUCAAGAAAUUCUUCAAGUGAUUGGAGUUGUUUUGUUAAUCACCGGUUGUCAGUUGUAAACCAGAAAAUGGAGGACAAAUCUGUCACCAAGGAAUCUCAGAACCGCUACUCUAAAGCUGCAAAGGAUUGGGGUUGGCGUGAAUUUGUGACGCUUACUAGUCUAUUUGAUCAAGAUUCAGGUUUUCUUGUCCAAGACACUGUCAUUUUCUCAGCUGAAGUUCUUAUAUUGAAAGAGACAUCAAUAAUGCAGGAUUUUACUGAGCAUGAUUCUGAGUUAAACAGCAGUAGUUCCCUUCUUGAUAGUACUGGGAAAAGAAGUUCAUUUUCAUGGAAAGUGGAGAAUUUCCUUUCUUUUAAGGAAAUAAUGGAGACUCGAAAAAUCUAUAGUAAAUUCUUUCAGGCUGGUGGAUGUGAACUUCGAAUUGGUGUGUAUGAGUCAUUUGAUACCAUAUGUAUUUAUUUGGAGAGUGAUCAGGCUGUUGGUAGUGAUCCUGAUAAAAACUUCUGGGUCAGAUACAGAAUGGCUGUUGUGAAUCAAAAAAAUCCAGCCAAGACUGUAUGGAAAGAAUCUUCUAUCUGCACAAAAACUUGGAAUAAUUCUGUAUUGCAAUUCAUGAAGGUGUCUGAUAUGUUAGAAGCAGAUGCAGGAUUUCUUGUCCGUGACACCGUUGUUUUUGUGUGUGAAAUAUUGGAUUGCUGCCCUUGGUUUGACUUUUCAGACUUAGAGGUUUUUGCUUCGGAGGAUGAUCAGGAUGCAUUGACAACUGAUCCCGAUGAACUGAUAGACUCUGAAGACAGUGAAGGGAUAAGUGGAGAUGAGGAAGAUAUUUUUAGAAAUCUUCUUUCCAGAGCUGGAUUUCAUUUAACUUAUGGAGAUAAUCCUUCACAGCCGCAGGUUACUUUAAGAGAGAAACUUUUAAUGGAUGCUGGUGCAAUUGCUGGGUUUCUGACUGGACUUCGGGUUUAUCUUGAUGAUCCUGCAAAAGUAAAGCGUUUGCUUCUGCCUACGAAGCUCACUGGUAGUUAUGAUGGGAAGAAGGCCACCAAGGCUGAUGAGUCUUCCCCAAGUUUGAUGAAUUUGCUGAUGGGAGUUAAAGUCUUACAGCAAGCAAUCAUUGAUUUACUAUUGGAUAUAAUGGUUGAGUGCUGCCAGCCUUCUGAAGUGGGCCCUGCUGCUGAUUCUGUUGAUGAAUGCUCGAAGCCUUUUCCAGACAGCAGUGGAACUGCUAGUCCUCCUGAACGUGAUAAUGAAGAACGAGUAGUGGAGUCUGCACAAGUUCUUGUUAAUGAGAGAUUGAAUUCUGCCAUCGAAGAAAGCAGUAGUACGUCUUCUGUACAUAGCUUUGAUUUAAAUGGAAAUGGUAUUCAGGGAAAAACUCUUCCUGGACAGCCUACUUGUCCACCAGAAACGUGUGCCACUGUUUCAGAAAAUGCGUCAUUUCGGUCAAAGACCAAAUGGCCAGAGCAGUCUGAGGAGCUCUUAGGUUUGAUUGUAAACUCACUAAGAGCUUUGGAUGGGGCCGUUCCACAAGGUUGUCCAGAGCCAAGACGGCGACCUCAGUCUGCGCAGAAAAUUGCUCUUGUAUUGGACAAGGCUCCCAAGCAUUUGCAAGCAGAUCUUGUUGCUUUGGUACCCAAAUUGGUAGAGCAGUCAGAACACCCAUUGGCUGCACAUGCACUUCUUGAGCGCCUGCAACAGCCAGAUGCAGAACCUUCUUUGCGAAUGCCUGUUUUUGGGGCUCUUAGUCAAUUGGAAUGUGGUAGUGAAGUGUGGGAGCGCAUUCUAUUUCAGUCAUUUGAGCUUUUGACGGAUUCAAAUGACGAAGCCCUGGUUGCAACAAUAGAUUUUGUAUUCAAAGCAGCAUCUCAAUGUCAACACCUCCCCGAAGCAGUUAGGUCUGUUCGUGUCAGGCUGAAAAGUUUAGGUCUUCAUGUGUCGCCUUGUGUCCUUGACUUUUUGAGCAAGACUAUAAAUAGUUGGGGAGAUGUAGCUGAAACCAUACUGAGGGAUAUUGAUUGUGACGAGGAUUAUGGUGAAAGUUGCACUGCUCUACCCUGUGGGAUUUUCUUAUUUGCUUCUCAAACAUUUGAGAGAGCUGUAGCUCGAGGUGCAAUAGGUGCUCAGUCUGUAGCCCUGGUAUUGGAAAGUCUACUUUCCCAAAGAUUGAACAAUAGUGCCAGAACCGAAAAUUUUCAACAUUCAGAUGGUGCAACGGAGGAGGAUGCCUGUGAGCAAUUGGGAGUUCAAAGGGAUGAUAUUACAUUAGUUCUUGGUCUUGCUGAAACUUUGGCACUCUCCAGGGACCUAUGCGUGCAAGAAUUUGUGAAACUGCUCUACGUGAUAAUCUUUAAAUGGUAUGCUAAUGAAUCUUACCGGGGGAAGAUGCUGAAGACGCUUGUUGACCGUGUCACCAGCACUACUGAUAAUGGUCGCGAAGUAGAUUUUGAUUUGGAUAUCUUGGUUACUUUGGUCUGUGAGGAACAGGAGUAUAUUAGGCCUGUUUUGAGUAUGAUGCGUGGAGUUGCCGAACUUUCAAAUAUUGAUCGAGCUGCUCUGUGGCACCAGUUAUGUGCUAGUGAAGAUGAAAUUAUCCGCGUUUGUGAAGAAAACAAAACUGAGAUUUCUAAUAUGGCCAAGGAAAAAGCUAUUCUAUCACAAAAGCUGAGUGAAUCCGAGGCCACAAACAGUCGUCUCAAGUCCGAAAUGAAGGCCGAGGUAGAUCGGUUUUCUCGGGAAAAGAAGGAACUAGGAGAACAAAUUCACGAAGUUGAGAGUCAGCUGGAAUGGCAUCGCUCAGAGCGGGAUGAUGAAAUAUUAAAGCUCUCUGCAGAGAAUAAAGUUCUUCAUGAUCGUUUGCAUGAUGCAGAGACACAACUUUCUCAGUUGAAGUCUCGGAAACGUGAUGAACUAAAGAAAAUAGUAAAGGAGAAAAAUACACUUGCCGAAAGAUUGAAGAAUGCUGAAGCUGCACGCAAGCAUUUUGAUGAAGAAUUGAAAAGAUUAGCAACAGAAAACGUGACUCGGGAAGAAAUCCGCCAAUCGCUGGAGGACGAAGUUCGUAGAUUGACUCAAACAGUUGGACAAACCGAGGGAGAAAAACGGGAAAAAGAAGAGCAGGUUGCUAGGUGUGAAGCAUAUAUUGAUGACAUGCAAUCAAAGUUGCAGGCCUACCAGCAAUAUAUCCUCAGCGCUGAGGCCUCACUCAAGGAGGAAAUGUCGCGACAUGCCCCAUUAUAUGGUGCUGGUCUGGAGGCUCUAUCAAUGAAAGAGUUGGAAACAAUAUCACGUAUUCAUGAAGAGGGUCUGAGGCAGAUCCACGCCCUUCAACAGCGUAAAGGGAGUCCGGCUGGGAGUCCGCAUUUGAGUCCCCAUACUCUCCCUCACAGCCAUGGAUUAUAUCCUUCUGCAACCGUAGGCCUUCCUCCAUCAAUCAUCCCAAAUGGAGUAGGGAUCCAUAGCAACGGGCAUGUGAAUGGUGCAGUAGGACCCUGGUUUAACCACCCUUGA
Vicia faba (fava bean) is the source of this 4896-nucleotide messenger RNA. The record is from the annotation of a GenBank genome assembly. Lineage: Eukaryota; Viridiplantae; Streptophyta; Magnoliopsida; Fabales; Fabaceae.